CUUGGAUUAAUGUUAACACCAUAUGGCACGCUUCAAUAACAUCUUCUCAUGUUGCGAAACUGACGAAGUUGAUCAUCGAGGGCUGUGGUAAUUUGAAAUAUCUAUUCCCAUCUUCCAUAGCGCUGGGCCUUGUGCAACUCUAUAGUCUGAAAGUCACAAACUGUAAUAAGAUGGAGCAAGUGAUCACAGGAGAAGGAGCUGAGGACCCGUUUCCUAAACUAUUCACUAUUAUUUUAGAGUCUUGUCCCAACUUGAAAUGUUUCUAUGAGGGAAGUAGUCGGCUUGAGUUUCCACGGUUGUACGAAAUUACUGUUAUUAACUGCCCAGCUUUGGUUGCUUUUGCUUCUUCAUUUUCAAGUGACCAAAAGAAAGAGAUAACAACUAAUGACACAGAAAGUGAAGAAAGGUCUGUCAUCCAUACUCAACCUUUUUUCAGUGACAAGGAUUGUCAUUACAUUGUUUCUUGGGAUUAAGAAGAAAUUCUUCACAAAAAGAAUGAUCCUUUUCUGAUGAGGUAUUUUAAUUUGGAGUUUUUAAUGUUGUUUUUAAUUAAGUAAAUCUAGCACAACUUA
This is a messenger RNA of Rubroshorea leprosula, 572 nucleotides long. NCBI's taxonomy places the organism in Eukaryota, Viridiplantae, Streptophyta, Magnoliopsida, Malvales, Dipterocarpaceae. The record is from the annotation of a GenBank genome assembly.